Molecule: messenger RNA, 1250 nt
Organism: Olea europaea var. sylvestris
Lineage: Eukaryota; Viridiplantae; Streptophyta; Magnoliopsida; Lamiales; Oleaceae
Exons: 4
Coding region: 1-603 (200 amino acids)
Source: RefSeq, a predicted model, not a curated record
AUGAUCAAGGGUGCUUUAGUUUCCAUUAAGGGAAUUAAGAAAAACGAUAUAUACAUUACUACUGGGGAAGUGAUUAGAGAUAUGAAUUCCUCUAUCUCCUCUCUCAAGAUUGAUCACACACACACAUGGCACAAUAGGCUUGCUCACGUAGGAGUCAAGGGACUUAAGCUACUUAAUAAAAAAGGUGCUUUUGGUAAUGAUUGUGUGUCAGAUUUGCCAUUUUGUGAUCAUUGUGUGCUUGGUAAGCAUCACAAAACUUCUUUCUCCACGAGUGUUAAUAGAGCUAAAGGCAUGCUCGAAUAUGUGCACUCUGACCUUUGGGGCCCUGCCAGUAACCCCACAUCAGGUGGUAAUAGGUAUUUCCCGUCUAUUAUUGAUGACUACACUAGGAAAGUUACGGUUCCCACAAUAUUCCAUCAUACCAUCAUUCUCCCUUUCAGAGGGCUUGCCGUCUUCAAAAUUGAUUCCUCCAUCGCCGGCGAACGUUAUGUGUACUUCUCAAGGUCAAGUAAUGCCGCGCUACUUUUCAAGUGUACCAGAACACGGUGGCUUGGGGAGCCUCAUGGAGUAGUCAGUUUUUGGGGUGUUUUGAUAGUCAAAUAAGAAAGGUAGAAGUAAGGCAAGUCUAGAUUGAAAAAGUGUGCAAAAUAUGAGAGAGCAGUAAUUCUUGAUCAUCUGCAGAAGGUUGGCAACUUUGAUCCAGUUCGCCCAGAACCCUUGUAUUCAUCACAGUUGGUGCCCAAUUUAGCCAUAAAAGAAGCUGUGUGUUUCUGGAGACACAUGGGUGGGCUUACAAGACAGAAUGAUGGUCUUACCGUUUGUCAGUUGUAUGGCUUAGGUAAAGAUAUGACUCAUCUUUUCUCUUCAGUUUGGGUCAAACUGGUUCAGACAUUCAGCAUUGUUGGUUAUCCUAUUAUAUCGAGUGUAAUUGUUGAUCCCUCUUUACUCUCAAUAUGAUAAGUGUGAAGUCAAAUUGGUCAUCUUGGAAAUGUACAGCAUCUAUUUCUGUAGCAUUUACAUGGUCCUAGAACUCUAUCCUUAGAUGAAAAAAAAGUUUACUUUAUGUCUGAUCAUGCAUUCCUUGGCUUUAAUUUUUCUCUUGAAUUUUCUUCUUGCUUGAUUCGUGCUCUCUAUGAGUAAUGCCUGGUACCUAAAGUGAAAGAAAUUGGUGAAAGAAAUUGGCAUCGCUUGCAUAUCAAAAUUUAUUUGGCUGGAAUGAUGAUUUGUUAGUUUUUAAGUUAUGUAAUUAA